AUCAAUGUGCCAUGACUGUGUUUGAUGAUGGAGGCAGAUGGAAGAAUGUGAGCUGUAAUGAAAGAAAACCCUUCAUCUGUUAUGAUGAUAAGUUUAUCCUGAUCAAAGAAAAUAAAACCUGGGACGACGCCUUGACCUACUGCAGACAGAACCACCAUGACCUGGUCACCAUCAGCAACAUGGAUGAUCAGAUAUCAGUCCAGCAGGAAGCCCAGUUUGCAUCGACUGAUUAUGUCUGGAUGGGUCUGAGCUACGCCUACACUCUGGAUCUGUGGUUCUGGGUCAGUGAUGAGGUGGUCAGCUAUGAGAACUGGGCCUCAAAUCCACCAAUGGACGACUGUGACAUGUCUGGAACCAUGGAGACGGGAGGAAAAUAUAAGUGGUGGAAGAAAAAUGACCUUGAGAAAUUUAAUUUCAUUUGUUCUAAAGAGUAA
This is a messenger RNA of Poecilia reticulata (guppy), 434 nucleotides long. The record is from RefSeq and is a predicted model, not a curated record. Lineage: Eukaryota; Metazoa; Chordata; Actinopteri; Cyprinodontiformes; Poeciliidae.